ACUUUAUUAGAAUAGGACCUAAUGAGCUCUCGAUGGUUGAUUUAUGAUAUUUUUUGGUACAAUCCAGAUGAGGUGGCUGGAUCUAAAGCUUUUCAUGUUCUUCACUAUCAGAAGUCGCUACAUCUGGAAGAAAACUGGGGGACAUAAAAUUCAUAUUGGAGUCACCACCCUUAAAUGGACAAACCAACACUCGUAAUGCUAUUAAAAAAAAAAUAAAAUAAAAAAAUCCAUGUUUUUUAAACAACAAGUGCUGCAUCAAGAAAAUUGCCUUUUGUUCUAGUGCUUGCUCCAUUAUGGCUAAGUGGAUGAAUGAGAAAGCACCUUCUGAGCUUAUGUUUGAAGUAUAAAAUGCUGUCUUGGAGAGGCAGAAAAAUUCAUCGCAUUCCCCAUCAAAUAGCUGAGUAACUUGUUUUGUUGUGACUUGUGUGAUACGUAAAGAAAUGGAAGCUCCAAUGAAGUUUGUAUUCGUUCUUGGUUUGCUUCUGCUUGUGACUGUUGGUCUUGAAAAGGUUGAUGGAGCAGGGAAUCCUUGUGGGAAAUCAACACCAGACAAGGAGGCAAUGAAGCUAGCUCCUUGUGCAGAGGCUGCACAAGACGAAAAAGCAGCUGUUUCAGCCAGUUGCUGUGCUCAGGUGAAGAGAAUUGGUCAGAACCCAAGUUGCCUCUGUGCUGUUAUGCUUUCUGACACCGCCAAGAGCUCCGGUAUCAAACCUGAGAUCGCCAUUACCAUUCCUAAACGCUGCAACAUCGCUAAUCGUCCAGUUGGUUACAAAUGUGGACCUUACACAUUGCCAUGAUGGGAUAAACAGAACAUUUUCAACGUCCACGGAUGUUCAGUAGUGGACAAAGAUAUCGAAAGCUGUUAGCUAGUAGUUUAAGUAAAGAUUAUGAUAUUGUACUUUGAAAAACAAUAAAAGCUAGCAGCUCAUGUCUAUCCUUCUUGGACAAUAAAAUACUUAGUAUUUUCAUAGUUAUGGCCUUUUCUUUUUGUUCUCUCUCUCUUUUUUUUUUUUUUUUUUCAAUAUUUACCUGAUUCUCGUCUCUUGAGGAGAGAAUAGCAGAAGAUAACAAUCACCAUGGCUACUCCAUCCUACGUUGGACCAGGAGUAGAGCUAAAAGAAUCCACUACCCCAAUCGAUCAUGUCCAAAAAAUAUAAAAAGAAAUUCAACUGAUUCUCGAUUCAGGAAAAAGACAAAAAGAAGCCUAAUAAAAAGAAGUUGGUAUUCCAAAAUCAGAUUUUUAUAACGAGCAAAAAUGUGGCUGCAAGUUCUCUGUCUUGGUCUAUGAAUCUUCUUUAACGACCAGAAACUUUAUGACCAUGGAAAAAAGCAUAACCUGACCACACAUUGAAUAGGACUGCUUUAAUGGGUGGGACAUGUUCUGGAUAGAGGAUGACCUUGUCUCGAAAAUCAGCUUGGAUGAGAGAUGGAAAAGACAGUUCUCAGACAAAGAGUUGGACAGAUCACUGGAUAAUUGCUGUUUUGCUGGGACCAGACCCUCAUGGUUGAUUUAACAGUUUGGUCGUGCGUGGCAGUGAAAUGGAAUCUCAAAUCUUGAGGUAGGAAAAGCAAUUGUAUCACAGUAUCAAGUAACUCAAAGCUCUUUGACCCUUCCAGAGAAUAUCUAUUUGUUUGUUUCAACCAACCAUUUCCAAUAUCUAAAAGUAAAUUCAGAAAACAUUCUGGGAGGGAGGGAGGGAGGGAGGGAGAGAAAGAGAGAGAGAGAGAGAGCCUAUGCUUAUAGAUAAUGAAGGAAACUUAGUAUUCAAAGUUCAACAACAUAAUAGUAUGCUGAGUCUCUAAUACCAUACAACCUCUACAGUAAAAAAGACAAAGUUCAGCACUCUUUACAGGUGAAAAAAAAAAAAAAAAGAAGAGAAA
Messenger RNA from Ziziphus jujuba (common jujube), 1881 nucleotides. Its product is annotated as putative lipid-transfer protein DIR1. The transcript has 2 exons. Bases 441 to 797 code for a protein of 118 amino acids. Gene Ontology annotation, biological process: systemic acquired resistance. The record is from RefSeq and is a predicted model, not a curated record. NCBI's taxonomy places the organism in Eukaryota, Viridiplantae, Streptophyta, Magnoliopsida, Rosales, Rhamnaceae. Gene Ontology annotation, molecular function: fatty acid binding.